Messenger RNA from Limanda limanda (common dab), 2851 nucleotides. RefSeq names its product solute carrier family 12 member 8 (gene slc12a8). The coding region runs from base 216 to 2435 and encodes 739 amino acids. Gene Ontology annotation, molecular function: potassium:chloride symporter activity. The record is from RefSeq and is a predicted model, not a curated record. The transcript is spliced from 14 exons. Gene Ontology annotation, cellular component: membrane. Gene Ontology annotation, biological process: cell volume homeostasis; chloride transmembrane transport; chloride ion homeostasis. NCBI's taxonomy places the organism in Eukaryota, Metazoa, Chordata, Actinopteri, Pleuronectiformes, Pleuronectidae.
CACCACCCUGGAAGGUAACCAACACAUCUACACGAACACCUGCUGCUGCUGACGUUUCACUGAACACGUGGACCUGAUCACACUGACUGGAUAUAGAUUCAAAAGGAAAAGAAUGGAUCGAUGAAUUCAUCUGACAUUUUACGCACGAUUAACCCUUCUGCACCAGCAUGGACUGACAUGGAGCUCUGCCACAGGGGACAUACCUGUAGGUUGCCAUGGAUACCCUCCCAUUUGGUUGGACGGUCCACACUGGUGACCAGAAUGGAGAUGACCCUGGACUGUUGAAGGAGGGGGUCAUCGACAACAACACAAACACACACGUCCAAGAUCUGUUUCAUGAAGAUGCACAGCAGCCGAGCCAGCCGUGGUGGAGGAUCCAGGUGUUCGUGUGGGAGCCGGUGCGGUUCGGCACCUGGGACGGAGUUUUCACCACCUGCAUGAUCAACAUUUUCGGUGUUGUAUUAUUCCUGCGCACCGGCUACCUGGUGGGGAACACAGGCGUGCUGCUCGGGAUGCUCCUGGUUUCCUCGGUGGUGCUGGUUGCCUUGGUGACGGUGAUGUCAGGGAUCGGAGUGUGUGAGCACUGUGGUGUCGGGAGCGGAGGAAUCUACUCCAUGAUCUCCACCGUCCUGGGCGGCAGGGUUGGGGGCACCAUGGGCCUCCUGUAUGUCUUUGGACAGUGCUCGGCUGGAGCCAUGUACAUCACCGGUUUCUCUGAGUCGGUGGCUGAGCUGCUGGGUCUGCAGACUCAGUGGGCGGUGCGCGGCAUGUCGGCGGCAGUGCUGCUGGCCCUGCUCGGGAUCAACCUGGCCGGCGUCAAGUGGAUUGUCAGAAUCCAGCUGCUGCUGCUGGCCGUCCUGGCCGUCUCCACGCUGGACUUUGUGGUUGGAAGCUUCACGCACCUCGACCCAGAGCAUGGUUUCAUUGGUUAUUCACCUGAGCUGCUCAGCAGCAACACAAAGCCUGAUUACACUCCUGGAGAAAACUUCUUCACAGUGUUUGGGGUCUUCUUCCCUGCUGCUACAGGGGUAAUGGCAGGCUUCAACAUGAGCUCAGACCUUCAGCGGCCAGAACACAACAUCCCUGUGGGAACGCUGGCAGCUCUCUUCACCUCGUGGUUCCUGUAUCUGGUCUUUGCCUUCCUCCUGGGGGCCAUCUGCACCAGAGAAGCUCUGCGCUAUGACUUCUUGAUCGCAGAAAAGGUCUCCUUGGUGGGUUUCCUCUUUCUGCUGGGCCUCUACGUCUCCUCACUGGCUUCCUGCAUGGGCGGCCUGUACGGUGCACCCAGGAUCCUGCAGUGCAUCGCCCAGGAGAGGGUGAUCCCGGCUCUGGCCUGUCUGGGAAAAGGGAAAGGCCCAAACAAGACCCCGGUGGCUGCCAUCUGUCUGACCAGCCUGCUCACCAUGGCCUUCAUUUUCAUCGGCCAGGUCAACGUGCUCGCUCCCAUCGUCACCAUCAACUUCAUGCUCACCUACAGCUUCAUCGACUACUCUUACUUCAGCGUGGUCAUGACCUUCCGGCUGCAGAGCAAAGAGAAAAGGGACGCCCUCACCCUGGCCCGGAGAAACCAGCGCAGGUCUGUCACACAGAGCUCCAGGCCGCUUCUUGAAGAUUCUCUCCCCAACUAUGGGAGCGGAGGCAAGAGUCCGCAGAGCAAAGGCACUUUAUCGGAGUUCACCAAGGACAUGGAUCAGAUGUUUCCCCCUGUCUCAAAUGUUGACGCAGGGGCUGAGAACUCCUUUUCUUUGCAAGAGUUGAGCAGCCGGGGAAAGGGCAGAAAGGCUACUGCUAAACAGACACUGAUGGACAGCUUUGGUUUGGACCUGAACAGAAACAUGUUCUCAGAAGAAGAGAAAGGAGAGGAAACUGGUUCAUACGAGGAAGUUGAGGUGCAGCCUGGAAGCGGUGAGCCCAGAACUGGAGAAGAAGAGUCGCAGGUCAAAAAUUGUACAAAACCGGAUUUAGGUGCCGACCAUCACAACACAGGUGCUGAAGCUAAAGCAGAACAACAGAGCUUCGAAAUCAAGGCCUUGCAGGAUUCAGUCUACACAAAGUUCAGCAACCACUGGGUCGCUCUCAUCGGGGCUUUGACCUCUUUAGUGAUCAUGUUUGUUAUCCAGUGGGUUUAUGCCUUGGCAAACAUAGUCGUGGCCUUGCUGCUCUACUUCUACAUCGGGAAAACAAGCCCCGGACUUCCCAUAGGUAUUGCAGCUCGAUUCAGCUUUUUCACGUGGCUCAGAUCAACACUGAGUAGCAUUUGCAGGGGCAAAGGAUCUCCCCGGGAUGAGGUCAUAGUGACGCCCUCUCUGUCCGGGGUCGGGCUGAAAACCAGGCAGCUGACGGAGGAGAACGCUGACUUUGCCUCUCGCCACCGCUACCACCAAUCCUCAUUCAUCGUGUCGGACAAGAUGGUGCAACCGCCAUCACUCCGCUGACUCAAUCAGACACUGCUCCGGUUGCAUGUCGUACAGCUUGACAGCCCGAACCCACACUAUCUGCCUCAAAUUGUGUCACAUUUGUUCUCACAGUGACAUUUAACGGCACCACGCUGAGGAACUCUGAACUGUUUCUAGAGUUACAGUGUGUGGGUUUGUGCAAGAGAACGAGAGAGAUGUCUGAAAAAGUGGACGUAGCUGGAGUUUGUCGCUUUUUUUCUUCCAUUAAAGAAAAUAGUUUGUCUUAAUAUACUUUAAUUUUAUCAACUUUAACUGAUAAAUCACAAUCGGUGAUUGUCAGAUUAUUCUAUUGCUGGGCCACUUCCAGGACGUCCAGCCAGCACAGUGCUUAUGAGGAAAACAUUAUCCUUUGUACAUACGACACAUAAAGGUUUAAUAAAUAGACAUAAACUCAA